Messenger RNA from Medicago truncatula (barrel medic), 2383 nucleotides. RefSeq names its product DNA topoisomerase 2. The record is from RefSeq and is a predicted model, not a curated record. Gene Ontology annotation, molecular function: DNA topoisomerase type II (double strand cut, ATP-hydrolyzing) activity; DNA binding; ATP binding. The transcript has 13 exons. NCBI's taxonomy places the organism in Eukaryota, Viridiplantae, Streptophyta, Magnoliopsida, Fabales, Fabaceae. Gene Ontology annotation, biological process: DNA topological change; sister chromatid segregation; resolution of meiotic recombination intermediates. Gene Ontology annotation, cellular component: nucleus. Bases 1 to 2190 code for a protein of 729 amino acids.
AUGGCAUUGAUUCAAGUUAAAGAGGUUUCAAGUGCAGCAGCCUCUUCUCAACAAACAAGAUAUAUAACAUACUCGACCACGGUGACCUUUAAGCCUGACUUAACCAAGUUUCAGAUGACCUGUCUUGAAGAGGACGUUGUAGCUUUGAUGAAAAAGCGUGUGCUGGAUAUGGCAGGGUGCCUUGGUGAUACUGUUACGGUUGAACUAAUCGGCGAAGUGAUUCCAUUCAAGUCUUUCAAAGGUUAUGCUGAUUUCUUGUUGAAUUGUGCUCAGGAGUCCAAACCCUUUCCCCUGCCAAGGACUCAUGUCAAACUAAGUGAUAGCUUGGAGAUUUGCCUGAGUCUAAGUGACGGGAAGUUUCAACAGGUCAGCUUUGUUAACUCCAUUGCUACAAUUAAGGGUGGGACUCAUGUUGAUUACAUCACCAAGCAAAUUACUACCUAUAUAAAGAAGGAAGUAUUGAAGAAGAAGGAGCAUGUCAAUGUGAAUUUUGACACUGUGAAGAAUCAUUUGUGGGUUUUUGUCAAUGCUCGGAUUGACAACCCUGCCUUUCAUUCUCAAACCAAAGAGAUGUUAACCACUAAACCAGCUAGAUUGGGUUUGAAGUUUUUUCCAGGUUCAAUGCUGAAUGAUGUUCAAAAAUCUGAAAUUGCGAAAACCCUCCUACCACGGAUACAGAUAUAUUUGAAACAAACGCAUGUGGAUGCCAAGUUGGCUGGCGGACCCGAGCGUGGAAAAUGUACCUUGAUUUUGACACUGGGAGAAUCUGCCUUUGCUAUGGCCGGGGUCACUCUGGUGGAUCCAGACCUCUAUGGUGUGUUUCCAUUGAGCAGCAAAUUGCUCAAUGUGAGGGACAGUAGAAAGCUAUUAAAAAAGAAAGAAAUUCAGAUUCUGAUGACCAUUCUUGGACUUGUGCGAAACAAGAAAUACAGUGAUGCAGAAUCUUUGAGAUAUGGCCGGUUGAUGAUUAUGGCAUAUCAGGAUGAAGAUGGCGCUCAGUUAAAAGGACUAUUGAUAAACUUCAUUUAUUCAUUCUGGCCAUCACUACUUAAAGUUUCAAAAUUCAUGUCUGUGUUUACCUUUCCCAUUAUGAAGGCUUCUGAUUUAAAGAAGGGGAAGGAGUUAUCAUUUGAUUCUAUGCAGCAAUAUGAAGACUGGAUAAAAGAAUUGGGUAACACUGCAAAUGAUUGGGAUAUAAACUACUGUAAGGGCUUUAGUGCUGCGCGGGAAGUGAGAGAGUACUUUCAAGAUCUUGGUGAGCGCAGGGCAUAUUUUGUCUGGGAUGAUGAUGAUGAACAAGAUGGAACUUCAACUUCAAUUGAGCUGGCAUUCAGUAAAAAAGCUGAGGAAUGGAUGGCUUGGGUUUGUAACUCUCAGAUGAUGCAGCCUGGCACUUGUAAUUAUGAAAGCAAAAGUAUAAAGUACAGGGAUUUUGUUAACAAAGAACUUCUAUUCUUCUCAAUGAAAAAUCUCCAAGGGUCCAUUCCGUCUAUGGUAGAUGGCCUUACACUUGGUCAAAGGAAGACUCUUUUCACCUCCUUUAAGAUGAAUUUGACCAAACCAACAGAAGUUUUCCGAUUAACUGCUUAUGUGAAUCAACAUUCUGAUUGUCACGGUGAUGGUGAUGAACAAAGUAUUGCUAGCACAAUUAUUGGAAUGGCACAGGAUUUUGUGGGCAGCAACAACAUCAAUCUUCUCGUACCUUAUGGUCAAUUUGGCACUCGUGACCUGGGUGGUAAAGACCAUGCAAGUUUCAGAAAGUUAUGCACUAAUCUAAAUUGCGUUACUCGUCUCCUCUUCCCUGUGGAUGAUGAUAAGCUUCUUGAAUACUUGAAUGAGAAUGGGAAUUCCAUUGAACCAAACUGGUACAUACCAAUUAUUCCUCUCGUGCUUGUUAAUGGUUGUCAUGCCACGGGGACAUGUUUUAGUUCUGAUAUUCCCAAAUAUCAUCCAUGUGAAAUUAUUGAGAAUGUAAGACGUUUCUUGAAUAAAGAGGAAAUGGUGCCAAUGAAACCAUGGUACAGAGGGUUCAGAGGAACCAUUAAGAAAAGUGCCAAGGGCUAUACAAUCAAUGGUUUAGUGGAGAGAAUAAAUGAACAAACUGUCAGAAUCGAAGAGCUUCCUAUUCGAAUGUGGACUGAAGAUUAUAAGAAGUUCCUUGAAAAAAAAAACUGCUCAGGCGCACAUUGAGAGUUUUAGGCAAAUAGGGGUUUAUGAAAUGGUAGACUUUAAAGUCACGAUGAAGCCGGAAAAAAUAGCUACAACAGAGGACGAAGAUAAAGAAGAAUUACGCAGGAAGUUUAACCUGACGUGCACUGUUAGCACAAGCAACAUGUAUCUUUUUGAUGCAGAGGGAAAAAUUAUGAAAUAUAACUCCCCAGAA